Zea mays is the source of this 3720-nucleotide messenger RNA. RefSeq lists its product as uncharacterized. The coding region runs from base 152 to 3409 and encodes 1085 amino acids. Gene Ontology annotation, molecular function: RNA binding; protein binding. The record is from RefSeq and is a predicted model, not a curated record. NCBI's taxonomy places the organism in Eukaryota, Viridiplantae, Streptophyta, Magnoliopsida, Poales, Poaceae. The transcript is spliced from 21 exons.
UUGAAACGCCGGGGUGCGUCGCACUGUCGCUUCGCUUGCGCUCUUCGCGUCCGUUCCCCCCCAAAGCCACGAUAAAUAUGCGCUCGAGACCGACCCUUUCGGCCGUAAUCUCCUCCGCUCAAGCCGUAGUAGGGUUUCCGUAGCCCAGCCCAUGUCGACGCGCGACGGCGGAGGCGGCCGGCGUGGCGGCAAUGCAGCAGCAGGCCGUGGAGGUGACGGCCAAGGGCGGGGCCGUGGAGGGGGCGGCCGAGGUGGCGCCGGCGGCCGUGGCGGUGGCGGCCAAUGGCGGGCCCAAGGCGGCGCGGAGCUUGGCGGUGGCCGAGGUGGAGCCGUCGGCGCAGCGCGUGGCGGCCGCGGAGGUGUCGAGAGAGGGGGUCACCAGUCCUUCCACGGCGCCAGGCCGGUCGGUGGGGACCGAGGCGGACGCGGACACUACCACCAUGGCGUGCCUGCUCAGGUCCAGCCGCAGUGGCAAGUGGCCGCGCCGCCUUCGACGUCGAGGCCGACACCCGCGGAAGUCGAGGAGCUGAGAGGCGAGGUGGAGAGGAAGGCGGCGGUGGCGGUGCCAGACGCAGAGGCGCACGAGGGGCCGUCGUCGGGCACCGCGCAUGAGCCUUCCGCCGCGCCGGCGCGGGUCGAAGCGGAGCAAGGGACGUCGCUGGUGGUGGAGGCAGACCAGGCCGCUCAGGGGAGGCUGCCUCCGUCGUCGAGCAAGGCGCUGGUUUUCCCCGCGCGGCCGGGGUACGGCACGCUCGGCCGGAGGUGCCGCGUGCGCGCCAACCAUUUCUUCGUUCAGGUGGCGGACAAGGAGAUCUACCACUACGACGUCGUGAUUAGUCCAGAAUCGCAGUCAAGGAAAAGAAAUCGUUGGAUUCUUAACGAACUCGUUAAAUUGCACAAGAAUUACUUGAAUGGGCGACUGCCUGUUUAUGAUGGUAGAAAGGGCCUUUUCACUGCUGGUCCGCUACCGUUCAAAACCAAAGAAUUUGUUCUGGAACUAACCAAUCCUGAGAGAGCAAACCAGGGGUAUGGUGUUGUAUUCUGUUUUUCAAGCUCACGCUUGUUCUUUGUAUGUGCUUAUUCACGUUGCAUUAAUCCUUGCCUUACUGCCUGCAGGGCGAAAGAGUACAGCGUGACCAUAAAAGAUGCUGCCAAAUUAGAUCUUUACAGCCUUAGGCAGUUCUUGGCUGGUAGGCAGAGGGAACUGCCACAGGAUACUGUCCAAGCCCUCGAUAUUGCUAUGCGAGAAUGCCCAACUGAAAAGUAUGUAUCCAUCUCAAGGUCAUUUUUCUCUCAGUCAUUUGGACAUGGUGGUGAUAUUGGCAGUGGUGUGGAAUGCUGGAGGGGGUACUACCAAAGUCUACGUGCUACACAAAUGGGAUUGUCUUUAAAUAUUGAUAUUUCAGCAACUGCAUUUUACAAGGCUCAACCGAUUUUGGAGUUUGCAUUGGAGUACCUCAACAUACGUGACACCUCAAGGCGUUUGUCUGACCAGGAUCGCUUAAAACUGAAGAAAGUCCUCAAAGGAGUACGUGUUGUGGCAACACAUCGUCGUGAUAUAGCCAUACAUUACAAGAUUACUGGGAUAACCUCACUUCCCUUGAAUAGUUUAACGUUUAAUCAAGAUGGGGCAAGUGUUUCAGUUGUCCAAUACUUUAAACACCAAUAUAAUUACAGUUUGAAACACAUUCACUGGCCAUGCCUUCAAUCUGGCAAUGAUAGUAGGCCGACUUAUUUACCAAUGGAGGUUUGCAGUAUACUUGGCGGUCAACGCUAUUCUAGGAAGCUAAAUGAGUACCAAGUCACAAGCAUCCUGAAGAAGGCAUGUGAGCGACCACCUCAAAGGGAGGGCAGCAUUUUAGAGGUAGUUAAUAGGAACGACUAUGGUAAUGAUCAUUGUGCCAAAGAAUUUGGUAUUAAGGUGACAAAUGAACUUGCCUUGGUUGAUGCACGGGUGCUGCCAGCUCCGACGCUUAAGUACCAUGACUCUGGACGAGAAAAGGUGUGUAGUCCUUCCGUUGGUCAGUGGAACAUGAACAACAAGAGAUUGAUCGAUGGAGUAUCCAUUCAGUAUUGGGCUUGUGUGACUUUUGCUUCUCGGUUGCAUCCAAAUGAUGUCCGCAUGUUUUGCAACAACUUGGUUGGGGCGUGCAAUGAUAUGGGCAUGCAAAUAAAUGGGAGACCUUGUGUUGAUGUUGGGCAAGCACGCCCAGAUAACUUAGAAGCUGCACUCAGAAAUACUCAUAGACAAUCUGCACAAAUGCUUGCCCAACAAGGCGUGACUAGACAGCUUGAUUUACUAAUUGUUGUAUUACCAGAUGCAAAUGCAAGUGUCUUUUAUGGUAGGAUAAAGCGUCUUUGUGAAACUGAACUUGGUUUAGUAACUCAAUGUUGUCAACCAAAGAAUGUUUUUAAAGGUGGCCGACAAUAUCUCCAAAACCUGGCUCUUAAAAUUAAUGUUAAGGUUGGUGGCCGUAAUACAGUUCUCGAAGAUGCUUUAAAUAGGAGAAUACAUUUGUUAACAGAUUUACCUACAAUUAUCUUUGGAGCUGAUGUUACCCACCCAGCUCCAGGGGAAGAUGCAUCCCCGUCUAUUGCAGCGGUUGUUGCAUCAAUGGAUUGGCCACAAGUUGCAAAGUACAGGUGCUUGGUGUCUUCUCAAGGUCAUAGGGAAGAGAUCAUAACUGAUCUUUUCACACAAGUGAAGGAUCCACAAAAGGGACUUAUUAACGGUGGAAUGAUCAGGCAUGCCGAACAUCUUAGGGAACUACUCGUGUCAUUCUAUAAGGCAAACGGGAGCCGCAAACCAAGCAGGAUAAUUUUCUAUCGAGAUGGUGUCAGUGAGGGGCAGUUUAGCCAGGUCUUGCUUUAUGAAGUGGAUGCAAUUCGAAAGGCGUGUGCCAGCUUGGAAGAGGGCUACCUUCCUCCAAUUACAUUCAUUGUGGUGCAAAAGCGCCAUCACACACGGCUUUUCCCUGAAGAUCAUCAUGCACACGGACAGAUGGAUCGAAGUGGAAACAUUUUGCCAGGAACUGUUGUUGACACGAAGAUAUGCCAUCCAAGUGAAUUCGACUUCUACCUUUGUAGCCACUCUGGCAUACAGGGAACGAGCCGGCCAGCACACUACCAUGUUCUGUUUGACGAAAACAAAUUCACUGCCGAUGCACUGCAAACGUUGACCUACAAACUGUGCUACACGUAUGCGCGAUGCACUCGAUCAGUCUCUAUAGUUCCCCCGGCGUACUACGCACACCUGGCGGCCUUCCGUGCGCGCCACUACAUGGACGAUGACCUCUCCGACCAGGGGUCGUCUUCAGUGGCGAGUUCUCGCAUGAAAGAUGGCGCUGUUCCGGUGAAGCAGCUGCCGAAAGUGAUGGAGAGCGUCAAACAGUUCAUGUUCUACUGCUGAAGGUGGCCUUUGCAGGAAGGACCUUCAUCGACACUUUUGUUGCCAUGAAAUGAAACGAGUAAUUCUGGGUUGGUGUAAUUAUGGUGAAGUAACCCUGAAGGGUGGGCCGCACGACCUCCAAAUCAUAUUUUGGGUCUGGCGAGUCUUCUAUCCAAAACUCGUCAGAAAACGCCUUUUAUUUUUGGUGGACUUCGUAUAAGUCCAAGGCAUUGCCUGUGAUUUUGGGGUUUCUUUUAGGUUGCAACCUUGUUUUGUUUUUGAAAUUUUCUGCUUUGAAUUGAUGCAUUAUAUAUGAAGAAAUGAGCCUCUCA